Centropristis striata (black sea bass) is the source of this 3327-nucleotide messenger RNA. It is a transcript of the gene unc93b1, whose product is annotated as unc-93 homolog B1, TLR signaling regulator. The coding region runs from base 200 to 2107 and encodes 635 amino acids. Gene Ontology annotation, molecular function: Toll-like receptor binding. Lineage: Eukaryota; Metazoa; Chordata; Actinopteri; Perciformes; Serranidae. Gene Ontology annotation, biological process: toll-like receptor 3 signaling pathway; toll-like receptor 9 signaling pathway; intracellular protein transport. Gene Ontology annotation, cellular component: lysosome; endosome. The record is from RefSeq and is a predicted model, not a curated record. The transcript is spliced from 13 exons.
GGCAGAUGUGAGGAAGUGAAUAAAACUGACUUUCGUUUCCUUCGUGAAAAUUGUAUUUAUACCUGCAGCAAGUACUGAAGAAAGAGGAACUAACAGCAGCAGAAACCAAAAGUAUCACUGGGACAGACACACAGAGGGGCUGCGAGUGUUUCUGACACUCAGGUGGUCCAAACUUUUCGUUUUUGUGCCUGCGAGAGACAUGAUGGAGGCGUCUGAUCAAGAAGAUUUGAUUGAGCAGCAUGUAGCGCCUCCUAAUGGAGCCAUUAAUGAAAUGCUGAAUGUGGGAGACGGAGACAACAUGCAGGGAGAGAUGGAGGAGUUUCUGGGCCCACAGGCAGAGUACAACGAGGAGGAGGAGGAGCGGAAGUACUACAGGAGGAAGAGGCUGGGAGUCAUCAAAAACGUCAUUGCAGCCAGUGUUGGAGCCAUGAUUGUGUACAGUGUUUACAUGGGCCUGCUGCAGAUGCAGCUGAUCCUCCACUAUGACAUGACGUACCGCGAGGUGAAGUACAGUAACCUCGGCCUGCAGGAUAUAGACCGCAAGAUGCUGAUGGGCAUCAACGUCACACCCAUCAUCGGCCUGCUGUACACCCCCGUCCUCAUCAGGUUUCUAGGUACUAAGUGGAUGAUGUUUCUGGCUUCAGGAAUCUAUGCGCUCUUUGUGUCAACUAACUACUGGGAGAGGUACUACACCCUGGUUCCAUCAGCCGUAGCCAUCGGCGUGGCCAUUGUGCCGCUCUGGGCCUCCCUGGGGAAUUACAUUACAAGGAUGGCGCAGCAGUACUACGAGUACGUCAACUACAGGGAAGAACACGUACAGGAGCAGAAGAAGCUUCCUAAGGGAGCGUGCCACAAAUACAUCAUUAUCUUCCAGUCUGUCUUCAACAUCAUCUUCCAUCUGAGUUUUGUCUUCGCUGAGUUCCCCAUGCGAUUCGUCCUACAUGAUUACCUGCGGGACAGCAAGCAUGUUCUCUUUAACGUCAACUCCUGCGGAGCAAACAUCAGCGGAGUGAUCCCCGGCUUCAACACCACCGUGCUCACCAACCUGCCUCGCUCCAUGCUGCUCAUCCAGGUGGAGAGCGUCCUCAUGGGCUUCGCCUUCCUCUCCAUGAUCAUCUUCCUGGUGCUGUGCGGCGCUGCCUACCGGCCCACAGAAGAGAUCGACCUCCGCAGCAUCGGCUGGGGAAACAUCUUCCAGCUGCCGUUCAAACACCUGAGAGACUACCGCCUGCGGCUGCUCUGCCCCUUCUUCAUCUACAGCGGCUUUGAAGUGCUGUUUGCCGUCAGCGGAUUCUCUCUGUCCUAUGGCGUCUGUAUUUUGGGCCUGAAACAGCUGUGGCUCCUCAUAGUCGUCUAUGGGCUCUCCUGCUCCAUCUUCUCCUCCCUGUCCCUUUGCCUCCUGCGCCUCCCUCGCUGGGUGUGUCUGGUUGCAGGAGCUGCUGUGCACGCGGUGCUCCUGGUGGCUCUUCUUUCAUAUUCGUAUUCUGCAAAUCCAGACAAAAGUCUCCGUAACGACACAGAGCAGUAUCUGGGCCCUCUCCUGCUGGUCUCAGUGCUGUGGGGACUCGGCACCGCUCUGAACAAGACUGGCGUCAGCACUCUGCUAGGGAUGCUGUACGCUGAGGAAAAAGAGCGUCUGGACUUCGUCUACACCAUCUAUCACUGGUGGCAGGCCAUCGCCAUCUUCAUCGUCUACCUCUGGUCCAACAUGCCCAUGAGGGCCAAACUCUCCAUCCUGUUGUUCACCCUGUUACUGGCCUGUUAUUGUUACUGGCUGAUGGAGCGUCGACUGGCAAAGAAAGUUCCCUUCAGACUGCCUCGCAUCCCCCGACCACGCCACAAGGUCAAAGGUUACCGCUACCUGGAAGAGGACAACUCUGAUGAGUCAGACUUUGAUGGAAGUGAGGAGGAUGAUGACGAGGAUGACGGGGAGGAGGAGAGAGAGGAUGAAGAACCUGUGGCGGAGGAGAGGGGAGCAGAGGGCCGGAGGGAGGAAGGAGGCCAGGGAGCUGAGUCACCCCGAGCCAGGAGGAGAGGGGCCGAGAGGGGCCCCCGCCGCAGACGGGAGGAGGAGGAGAAGGUGGAGGAGGAGCGGGAGGGAGGCUGAGAGAGGAGGAGAAAAAGGAGGGAGGAGAGAGAGGAGGAGAAACAGGAAGGAGGAGAGGAGAUGGAGGACAGAUGGAGAGGAGUCAGAGAUCAUGACAUGACAUGAUAUUUAUACUUCCCUUUAUGCUGCACUCGUACUUCAAACAUUUUCUGAUAUAAGUUUCAUUAUGAAGCUCUAGUUGUUUUCCAAAAGGUACAAAAAUCUAUAAAUAAUACUUUUGUUUUUCUCUUGUGCUAAGGAGUUAAAUGUAAUCACGGUUCUUAAAAGGUAGCACACACUGUUUAACUCAUGGGUCUCAAACAAUUGUGGCCCUCGUGACGCUAUUUUGUGGCCCCCACCUUGAUAUGAAAGUUUCAUGUGAGUUUUAUAUGAAUGGCACUUUAGUGUGUUGUGUGUGGAAGGUCCCUGUAAUUACUUUUUGUGUUGAAAUUUUGUGUCUUUUUUGGGUCAUUUUGUCUUUUUUUAAAUAAUUUUGUGUCUUUUUUUAAACAGUAAUUUUGUGUCUAUUUUGGGUAAUUUUGUCUUUUUUUUUUUUAAAUAAUAAUUUUGUGUCAUUUUUGGUAAUUCUGUGUCUUUUUUGGUCAUUUUGUUUCUUUUUUGUUAAUUUUGUGUCUUUUUAAAAUAAUUUUGUGUCUCUUUUAAAAUAAUUUUGUGUCUUUUUUUGGUCAUUUUGUCUUUUUUUUUUAGUAAUUUUGUGUCUUUUUUAAGUAAUUUGUGUCUUUUUUUGGUCAUUUUGAUACUGCCUCCAGUGGCCCCCAGGUAAUUUGAGUUUAAGACCCCUGGUUUAACCCACGUAAGGCAGGAAAGCAUUAUCGCAUUUCUACUAUUAAAACCGGGGGUGCUGUUGCAUUAUUCUACCAUUUUCUACCAAAACCUUCAUUUUGUAGUAUUUGUAGUUUUUUCCACCUAUUUUUGGUCUCUUGGCCAAUGAAAUGCAUCAGAAUACAUGUGGGAGUGUCGCAAUGCAACAUUGGACUUUCCCACUUAUGAGAAGCAUUUUCUGGUAUAAGCUUUCAUUAGAAAGCUUUAAUUGUUUAACCAGUCAGCGUUCCUUGACCCAUAUAUGGGACAUGGAGGUGUUACUACACUGUUGGAGGUGUUACUACACUGGUACGCUUAUGUACAAAAAUGUGUUUUUCAGCUAAAAAGUCCCAGCUAUAAAGAUCUGCAGAACUGUAAUAAAAAAAUAUUCAGGUGGACAAUAAAAAACUAUUUUUUCA